Messenger RNA from Perognathus longimembris pacificus (Pacific pocket mouse), 869 nucleotides. Its product is annotated as GTPase ERas-like. NCBI's taxonomy places the organism in Eukaryota, Metazoa, Chordata, Mammalia, Rodentia, Heteromyidae. Gene Ontology annotation, molecular function: GTP binding; GDP binding; GTPase activity. The transcript has a single exon. Gene Ontology annotation, cellular component: plasma membrane. Bases 11 to 685 code for a protein of 224 amino acids. Gene Ontology annotation, biological process: Ras protein signal transduction. The record is from RefSeq and is a predicted model, not a curated record.
UGCUUGGGACAUGCCACUGCCAGCUACACAGAGUGUCUUGGACCUGGGCUCUUGCAGCCCAGUGGAGAGCCAGGAGACGUUGGUGCAGUCCCAAAAUGUUGACAAACGGCUGCCUGAAUACAAGGUGGUGGUGGUGGGUGCAAGCGCCGUGGGCAAGAGUGCCUUGAUCAUCCAAAUGAUCUACAAGCAGUUUGUGAAAGACCACGACCCCACCAUCCAGGAUACUUACUGGAAAGAUGUGGUCCAAGAUGAAGGAGGCUACGUUCUACAAGUGAUGGACACUUCAGGGCAAGAUAUACACAGGUCCUUGUGUAACCACUGCCUGGCUUCUGGUGAUGGGGUGCUGGUUGUCUUUGCACUAGAUGACCUCUCAACACUCCACCAACUGCCGCAAAUGCGAGCCACUUGGGGCACACACGUCAACCAGCCACUUGUCUUGGUGGGCAACAAAUGUGAUCUGGUGCCUACUAUCUCUGAAGAUGCUCGCGCUGCAGUGGCAGCCCUGGCAAAAAGCUGGGGUGCCCCUUUUGUGGAGACCUCAGCCAAGACUCAGAAAGGUGUGGAAGAAGCUUUUUCUUUGCUUGUCCGGGAGAUCCAGAGAACCCAGGAAGCCAAGGCAGGAGCAGCUAAGAAGAAUGUCCGGCCCCAGAAAGCGAUGUGCACCUGUGGCUGCUCUGUGGCCUGAAGGUCUUCGUUGAGAAAAGAGGGUCCUCUCCCUGGCCAGGUUGCAGAUUCCCUUGAUUGAGACUCUCCCACGCACAGAACCAGGAAUCUCAUAGACACUGUUGGGGUCAUGGGGCCUUAUGAACACCUUGGUUUCCCUUGGUGAAGGGCUUUUGACAACAUGGGUGUGUCUAGUAUUGAUUGGA